GGAUCCCAUGUGGAAUGGUGUAAACAGCUGAUAGCUGCAACCAUUUCUAGUCAGAUUUCAGGCUCUGUCCCAUCAGAAGGCGUGUCCAGAGACUACAGGGCGCUGCGGGAUGGAAACAAACUAGCACAGAUGGAAGAGGCUCCACUUUUUCCUGGAGAAUCAAUCAAAGUUAUUGCUAAAGAUGUUAUGUAUAUCUGUCCAUUUAUGGGAGCAGUCAGUGGUACACUAACAGUGACGGACUUCAGAAUGUAUAUCAAAAGUGUUGAAAGGGAUCCACCUUUUGUUGUUGAUGUUCCCCUUGGAGUCAUAAGUAGAGUUGAAAAAAUUGGAGUGCAGAGCCAUGGAGACAACUCAUGUGGUAUAGAAAUAGUUUGCAAGGAUAUGAGAAAUUUGCGGCUGGCCUAUAAACAGGAAGAGCAGAACAGAUUGGAGAUUUUUGAAAACCUUGUAACACGCGCAUUUCCUGUUUCUAAUGGGCUGCCUCUUUUUGCAUUCAGUUAUAAAGAAAAGUUUGCUGUUAAUGGCUGGAAAGUGUAUGAUCCAAUGGCAGAAUAUAAGAGGCAGGGCUUGCCCAAUGAGAGUUGGAAAAUAUCCAAAGUUAACAGCACCUAUGAGCUUUGUGAUACGUAUCCUGCUAUUCUUGUUGUGCCAACCAGUGUAAAGGAUGAUGACCUCUCAAAGGUGGCAGCGUUUAGAGCAAAAGGCAGAGUUCCAGUGUUAUCCUGGAUUCAUCCUGAGAGCCAAGCAACAAUAACACGAUGCAGUCAGCCGUCGGUAGGCCCAAAUGAUAAGCGCUGCAAAGAAGAUGAAAAAUAUUUGCAGACAAUAAUGGAUGCCAAUGCUCAGUCACAUAAACUUAUCAUCUUUGAUGCCAGACAGAAUAGUGUUGCAGAUACAAACAAGGCAAAAGGUGGAGGAUAUGAAAGUGAAAGUGCCUACCCAAAUGCAGAGUUGGUCUUCCUGGAAAUUCAUAAUAUACAUGUAAUGAGAGAAUCCCUGCGUAAACUUAAAGAAAUAGUUUAUCCUACUAUUGAUGAGGCUCGGUGGCUAUCAAAUGUGGACUCCACACAUUGGCUGGAAUAUAUAAGGAUGCUUCUUGCUGGAGCAGUAAGAAUUGCGGAUAAAAUUGAAUCUGGUAAAACAUCUGUAGUGGUACAUUGCAGUGAUGGCUGGGAUCGAACUGCACAGCUUACUGCACUAGCUAUGCUUAUGCUGGACAGCUAUUACAGAACUAUCAAGGGGUUUGAAGUUCUUAUAGAGAAAGAAUGGAUAAGUUUUGGACACCGAUUUGCAAUGCGAGUAGGACAUGGAGAUGAUGAUCAUGCUGAUGCAGACAGAUCUCCUAUUUUCCUUCAGUUCAUCGACUGUGUUUGGCAAAUGACAAAGCAGUUUCCUGCAGCCUUUGAAUUCAAUGAGUUAUUUUUGAUUACCAUUCUGGAUCACCUUUACAGUUGUCUCUUUGGGACUUUCUUAUGCAACUGUGAAAAAGAGAGAGUAAAAGAGGAGGUAAGCACAAAGACUACAUCGCUGUGGUCCUAUAUAAACAGCCAGUUAGAUGAGUUCACAAAUCCUUUCUACGUAAACUAUGAAAACCAUGUCCUGUAUCCUGUUGCCAGUCUGAACCAUUUGGAACUAUGGGUGAACUACUAUGUCAGAUGGAACCCAAGGAUGCGGCCUCAG
Molecule: messenger RNA, 1680 nt
Organism: Pelecanus crispus (Dalmatian pelican)
Lineage: Eukaryota; Metazoa; Chordata; Aves; Pelecaniformes; Pelecanidae
Source: RefSeq, a predicted model, not a curated record